CAAAUCCGUAUGUGCUUAUGUCCGGUAAUGUAAGUGCACAGUUGUACUGAUGAGAGGUGAGGACUAUGGGCAGUCCGCUACCCACCUUCUGGGCACUACCUCUCUUUCCCCGGCAGGGGGCGCCCAAUGCGCCGCUCAAUCACCAUUAUCCCUGAAAUGGAGGAUUUAAAAAUUUGAAAGAAUUCUCUAUUCCCGCCUGAUUCUGUUGCCAUCCUUGGUGACGUCACGCCGUAGUCCACACCCAUCUUUUAAUCAGCCAAUCACCAUCAACUUCCAGAAUUCUCCGCCCGUUUCAGGAAGCUCCGUGAUAACCGAGUGUUAGCGUCUGAAACAACGAACAAACCGGGAGAAAGGGCUGGCAGCACCCGCCCAGCCGGGGAUACAGGGUCCGGGCACCGCGGGCACAGCUCUUUGUUGGCAGUAGCGGGCACAGCUUGAGUGGGUGUGUGACAUAUGGGCGUGGUCUAGGCGGGGUCAGCUGACUGCUUAGUCUUGGUUACAUUGUGUAGGAAAACAGCGUCCGGAUCUCCGGCUGAAUCCGAUCGGGCCCAGUGUCUCCGGGUCACCGAGGACUCCUGCCAGGCCUAUCCCCGUUCACAGGACGCGUGUGUAGAGCGGCAGAAGCUGGGUAGGCCGGGGCCCUUGGGUGACACGGAGAGGUGACAGCGACCGUCCCUGCUGCCACAUACCGCACUGCCAGCUAUGGAGCAGCUGCCCACCAACCUGCAGGUCCUGCUACAGGCGGCCGAGUACGUGGAGAGGAGGGAGAGAGAAGCAGAACACGGAUAUGCCUCAAUACUACCCUGCGAUACUUCUACACCUGGUAGGAGGAAACGGCAGAGGACCACCAGCAACCCUGACAGUGUUAGGUCUGUCCACAAUGAGCUGGAGAAGCAUCGGAGAGCUCAGCUGCGGAGGUGUCUAGAACAGUUAAAGCAGCAAGUUCCUUUAAGUGUGGACACGUCCCGUCAUACAACUCUCAGCCUCCUGCACAGAGCCAGACAGCACAUUAAAAAACUGGAGGAUCAGGAACUGAGAGCAAAGAAUCUAAAAGAAAAAUUAAGGACUGAGCAACAGAGGCUACGACAAAGACUAAAACGGCUUCUACCCUCUAGCAGCACUGAACGUAUAAGAGCAGAUAGCUUGGACUCUUCCACAUUGUCAUCUGAACGGUCAGACUCUGACCAAGAGGAUUUGGAAGUAGAUGUAGAAGGAGUCAUCCUGGGAGCCAAUGAAGGGGACCUAUUUGUUUCAUUUAGUGCUGGAAUGGAGCACAGUUACUCUACUCCAGCCCAUGCCUGGCUUUGACAACAGUGAUGAAAAUCCCGAUUAGCAAUAACACACCUUUAUGAAGACUCUUAACUAGCAUAUAUUCAACUCCUAAAAUGCCAUAGCUCAGAAACCCUUCAAGGAUCUUCUCAUGAAGGGAGAGUAACUGACUGUCCUUCCUUUGGACAGGUGUAUUUCCCCUCCCCCAUAGCUUUCAUGGUGGUGAUCUACAGUCUACUAUGAACUCUACAUCCUUCAUUGGCAUAGCUGUGUGGAUGAACUGCAGCUAAGUUCUUUGUUGGGGUAUAGAGCAUAUGGCAGUAACAAUGCUUUUGUAGAAAACUGUAUUUUAAUAUUGAAGAAGACUAUUGGGACCUCUGGACAUAGUUCUGUUUAGAUACCAUGGCUCUUAUGUAACCAGCACGUCCCAUGUUAAGUGCCAUCCUGAUCACAUAAUUUAUUGUACACAAAGAAAUGCCGGAGCCUCUUUCACCACAUUGCUGUGCACUGGUUGUACAACACUCCCGGACAUCUAAGAAGCACUUUGUAAUGUGUGCACUUAAAGGAACACCAUGUAAACAACUAUAAAUAUAUUUUUAUUCUUCAUAAAAGGUCUAAGAACUAUGCUGCAGGACUUACAGGAAGCAAGCUUGUGAGAUUUCAAUCACAUUCUCCAGGGUCAUCAGUCUCACAUUUUAUUUCCAGUAAAAUAACAUGUGGAAAAAUAAUAUAAAAUUAUCUCUGGGAAGUUUAAUGUUUACAUGACUGAUAAUCUAUUGUAAAAAGUCCAAACUUUUCCAUGCACUUGCUGAAGAGGAGAAGCGUCUUGAUCGAGCUGCCUUAGCGGAUCUCUUAGCAUAGCACAAGCUUUUAGUUGGAAGGACUCCACCAUUCCUUACAGCAGUAGGGACUGGAUGUUAUACCCCCUGAUUUAAGAUGAGCAGCUUACUUACAUUCCUGAGCCCAACCACUAUUUGUAUGGGUAAAGAGGGGGAACCUCUGAAUAAGCAUUUUAUAAUGUAACUUCUAUUUUAGUAAAUGUGGUUUUUGUUCUGUAGAAAUGCUUGUACUUCUUCAUAUUGAAAUACAUAGAGCUUCA
Messenger RNA from Hyla sarda, 2368 nucleotides. It is a transcript of the gene MXD3, whose product is annotated as MAX dimerization protein 3. The transcript has 6 exons. NCBI's taxonomy places the organism in Eukaryota, Metazoa, Chordata, Amphibia, Anura, Hylidae. The coding region runs from base 703 to 1308 and encodes 201 amino acids. Gene Ontology annotation, biological process: regulation of transcription by RNA polymerase II. The record is from RefSeq and is a predicted model, not a curated record. Gene Ontology annotation, molecular function: protein dimerization activity; DNA-binding transcription factor activity, RNA polymerase II-specific; RNA polymerase II cis-regulatory region sequence-specific DNA binding.